Amoebophrya sp. A25 is the source of this 367-nucleotide messenger RNA. Lineage: Eukaryota; Dinophyceae; Syndiniales; Amoebophryaceae. The record is from the annotation of a GenBank genome assembly.
GCCUGCUGUCAGUCGACCGGGAUGGAACAAUAUUUAAGCUUAUAUCUCUUGGCUUUCUCCUCUUGAAGAUGGGCCAAUUUUAUCACGAUUCGGGAAGUACUAGUCUUUAUUCUAUGUAUAACCAUAUCCAUAGAUCCUGACUCGUUGCUGGUCCAAAGCAGAUACCUAAUUAGGGAUAGGGACACCGUCAAUAUGCUGAGUCAGGUGAUAGUAGAUCGCUGUCUCUCUGUUCUCUAAAGUGUGUGCUUUUAACCUGCGGAAAGUGCUGCUAGAGCCUUACAGAGGAGAGGAAUCCUGGCAGGCCUUCCUGUUUCCAGAGCAAAAGCGGAUGAACCAUUUAGACGCAGUGGGGCAAACACGGGCCACA